Molecule: messenger RNA, 1233 nt
Organism: Cladophialophora bantiana CBS 173.52
Lineage: Eukaryota; Fungi; Ascomycota; Eurotiomycetes; Chaetothyriales; Herpotrichiellaceae
Exons: 5
Coding region: 1-1233 (410 amino acids)
Biological process (GO): epoxide metabolic process
Molecular function (GO): epoxide hydrolase activity
Source: RefSeq, a predicted model, not a curated record
AUGGCCGAUUACGCAAAACUCCCAGCCGGUGCAACACUCGAUAUCAAGCGGUUCAAGGCACACGUUGACGAUGAAAAGUUGCAACAUUUCAAGCAUUUGCUGGAGCUGUCGCCAAUUGCUCCUGCAGUGUUUGAGAAUACCAAUGCUGGCCGGAAGUAUGGCACGAAGAGGGGUUGGCUUGAAAAUGCUAAGAAGGUGUGGCUCAAUGAAUUCGAUUGGCGGAAGCACGAAGAUCGAAUCAACUCUUUUCCUAACUUCAAAGCUUCGGUCAAGGAUACAGAGGGCAACACAAUCCAAAUGCAUUUUCUAGCUCUGUUUUCCGAGAAGGUCGAUGCCAUUCCAAUUGCUUUCUUUCACGGCUGGCCAGGCUCCAUCUGUGAAUUCCUAGAUAUGCUGGACAUAUUGAAAGAGCGAUAUUCUCCGAAGGACUUGCCAUACCACGUCAUCGUCCCCUCGCUUCCAGGCUAUGCCUUUUCAUCUGGUCCUCCGGUUGAGACGGAUUACGGAAUCGACAUCGCUGCUGGAGCACUCAAUGAUCUGAUGGUCGGUCUAGGAUUCGGCUCGGGAUACUUGGCGCACGGCGGCGACCUUGGCAGUUUCAUGAGUCGGUUGGUUGCCAUGAACUACGAUGCGUGCAAAGGAAUGCACGUGAAUAUGAUGGGUAUGCCGCCACUGGAGAACUCGGACGAAAUUCCAAGAGACGAGGAAGAGAAGAGAGCAUUACAAAGGGCCGCCGAAUUCAUUGAUACGGCAUAUGCAUUUGCACUUGAGCAAGGCACAAGGCCGGCCACCAUCGGGCUUACCCUGAGUGCUAGCCCACUGGCACUGCUCAGUUGCCGGAUUGGAGAGAAAAUUCUCGAAUGGACAGACGAAGAUCCUCCGCUUGACAAGAUCCUCGAAGGUGUAACAUUAUAUUGGUUGACGGACACUAUACCACGAUGUUUCUACCAUAAUCGCGCGCUGGCCAAGGGAGAUGAUAAGCCAACGAUUGCAAGGAUUAGUGUGAUCACGAAACGGACAGCGCUAAACCUUCCAUAUGUCGAGAAACCUUGCGGCUACUCAAUGUUUGCUCAUGAGAUCAUCCCAGUUCCUAAGAGAUGGGCGGCCAUGACUUGCAACCUUGUGUCAUUCAAUCAGCACGAGAGGGGUGGUCAUUUCGCGGCUAUGGAGAAACCCAGAGAGCUGCUCUCAGAUGUCGAGGAGUAUAUCAAGAAAGCCUGGAAAGCUAUUUAG